This is a messenger RNA of Saimiri boliviensis boliviensis (Bolivian squirrel monkey), 3333 nucleotides long. The record is from RefSeq and is a predicted model, not a curated record. Lineage: Eukaryota; Metazoa; Chordata; Mammalia; Primates; Cebidae.
CAGCCCUGAGCUGGAGUCUUCCUUACACAUCUGACCCUGGGGGCCUGGAGCACUCUGAGCCCACAGCAAGUUCUCUCUGUUCCAGGACCAAAUCUGGUAGCAAGGCCAGGUGCUGUCCCUGAGAGGCCUGGCCCUGCAGACUGCAGUGAGAUUUCAGGGCCUUUCCGACUGCCUCGCCUGGGAGUGGAGCCAGGGCACAUCCAUAACCUUCACAGCCCUCCUGGCGCUGUUAGAGCAGCUGUCAGAGGCAAGCAGGAGCUGUCCUACGCCCGGGAAGCUGCGGCCCAGGAGCCUGGAGCAGAGAGUUGAGGCCCCAGGAGAUUUGUUCAGGCCAGGCUGCAGAGGGCUGCACAGUCGUCCAUCCGUGCAAGCCGAGGGACCAUUGGUGGCUAUUUCCUGGCCGGGAGGUCCAUGAGCUGGUGGCCAAUUGGAGCAUCUCUGAUGUCCAGCAAUGUGGGCAGUGGCUUGUUCAUCGGCCUGGCUGGGACAGGAGCUGCUGGAGGCCUUGCUGUGGGUGGCUUCGAGUGGAAUGCAACCUGGCUGCUCCUGGCCCUCGGCUGGGUCUUCGUCCCUGUGUACAUCGCAGCGGGUGUGGUCACAAUGCCCCAGUACCUGAAGAAGCGAUUUGGGGGCCAGAGGAUCCAGGUGUACAUGUCUGUCCUGUCUCUCAUCCUCUACAUCUUCACCAAGAUCUCGACUGACAUCUUCUCUGGAGCCCUCUUCAUCCAGAUGGCUUUGGGCUGGAACCUGUACCUCUCCACAGGGAUCUUGCUGGUGGUGACAGCCGUCUAUACCAUCACAGGGGGCCUCACGGCCGUGAUCUACACAGAUGCCCUGCAGACGGUGAUCAUGGUGGGGGGAGCCCUGGUCCUCAUGUUUCUGGGCUUUCAGGAUGUGGGCUGGUACCCAGGCCUGGAGCAGCGGUACAGGCAGGCCAUCCCUAAUGUCACAGUCCCCAACACCACCUGUCACCUCCCACGGCCCGAUGCCUUCCACAUGCUGCGGGACCCUGUGAGCGGGGACAUCCCUUGGCCAGGCCUCAUUUUUGGGCUCACAGUGCUGGCCACCUGGUGUUGGUGCACAGAUCAGGUCAUUGUGCAGCGGUCUCUCUCGGCCAAGAGUCUGUCCCAUGCCAAGGGAGGCUCCGUGCUGGGGGGCUACCUGAAGAUCCUCCCCAUGUUCUUCAUUGUCAUGCCUGGCAUGAUCAGCCGGGCCCUGUUCCCAGAUGAGGUGGGCUGCGUGGACCCUGAUAUCUGCCAAAGAAUCUGUGGGGCCCGAGUGGGAUGUUCCAACAUCGCCUAUCCCAAGCUGGUCAUGGCUCUCAUGCCUGUUGGUCUGCGGGGCCUGAUGAUUGCCGUGAUCAUGGCCGCCCUCAUGAGCUCACUCACCUCCAUCUUCAACAGCAGCAGCACCCUGUUCGCCAUUGAUGUGUGGCAGCGCUUCCGCAGGAAGGCAACAGAGCAGGAGCUGAUGGUGGUGGGCAGAGUGUUUGUGGUGUUCCUGGUUGUCAUCAGCAUCCUCUGGAUCCCCAUCAUCCAAACCUCCAACAGUGGGCAGCUCUUCGACUACAUCCAGGCUGUCACCAGUUACCUGGCCCCGCCCAUCACCGCGCUCUUCCUGCUGGCCAUCUUCUGCAAGAGGGUAACAGAGCCCGGAGCCUUCUGGGGCCUCCUGUUUGGCCUGGGAGUGGGGCUUCUGCGCAUGAUCCUGGAGUUCUCAUACCCAGCGCCAGCCUGUGGGGAGGCGGACCCGCGGCCAGCAGUGCUGAAGGACUUCCACUACCUGUACUUUGCACUCCUCCUCUGCGGGCUCACUGCCAUCGUCAUCAUCAUUGUCAGCCUCUGGACAACUCCCAUCCCUGAGGAACAGCUCAAACGCCUGACAUGGUGGACUCGGAACUGCCCCCUCUCUGAGCUGGAGAAGGAGGCCCACAAGAGCACGCCGGAGAUAUCCGAGAGGCCAGCUGGGGAGUGCCCUGCGGGAGUGCUGGAGAACUCCAGCUCAGGCCAGGAGCAGCCUGAAGCCCCAUGCAGGUCCUGGGGAAAGUUGUUCUGGGGCUGGUUCUGUGGGCUCUCCGGGGCACCGGAGCAGGCCCUGAGCCCAGCAGAAAAGGCUGCACUAGAACAGAAGCUGACAAGCAUCGAGGAGGAGCCACUCUGGAGACAUGUCUGCAACAUCAACGCUGUCCUUUUGCUGGGCAUCAACAUCUUCCUCUGGGGCUAUUUUGCAUGAUUCCACAGACCUGGCUUCAGUGUACAAAGAUUAAACAAAGCCCAAGCCUGUCAGCCACAGAAACAGGCUCUCCUCCUACUUUGCUCUCCUCCUACUCCUAAACUGGAGAUCACAGAAGUCAAGACUGCAAGAUCCCCUGAGAAGAAUCCAACCCAACCUGCACACUUGACAAGUGGAGAAACAGAAGCCCAGAGAGAGCCCUGGGUUUGCUCAGGGCCACCCAGCAGGAGACGGGGUUUCCCCACUCUUUCCAAUACAUUGCCUUACAGACCUACCUCAAACACAUUGUUUCCACCUCUUCUUGAGUGUAUUCAGCAGCCUUUACUGAAUGUGUGUCUGGAGUUUAGAAAAGUGGAGGAUACAAGAAAAGGAGCAGCAAGAAAUUUGCAAAAAUCCAAGUGCACCUUUGCUCCCCUUAUCCUCCCUCCUCUUUCCCCUCCUGGUUCCCCUCCUGCUCUUUCUCUUCUCACCAAUAAUCUAUUUGUAGCAUGAAUCUACCCAGGAGGGUCUUAUAUUUCCAUUGGUGGCUCCACAGUGGCGGCUGUCAGACCUGAAGGAGUGGGGAGCCAAGGGUAGAAUUUAGGCAUGGUGACAGAGGGCAUUUUGUGCAGAAAGCUCUUGGACAAGGGACUAUUUAAGCACUAUUUAAACUCUGCCUCUUCCUACUCUCUAAUCUAAAUAUGCACAAAGUCUCUAUGGCCUUGAGAAACAGUUGGAGAGAUAUGACUUGUUAAAAUCAUGAGGAAUCAAGGCAUGCCACUCUGUAUUUAAGGAUAAGCCACACAGGGUGCAGCACAAACAGCCUGGGCACCACUGCACCUGUGCCACCCUGUCCUUCUCCCUUUGCUUGCCAUGUAUCCGCAUACCCUGGAAAACACUGUGACUCCAGUUAAGUGUCCCUUCUCCAGGAAGCUGCCCCAGUGUCCAAACCUGGGUCAAGGUCCCACUCCUGCUCCCACAGCCCUGGACCUGCCUCUGUCACAGCACUGAUCAUACCAAGAUGGAAGACUCCAGGGGGCAGGGACCAAGGGCCAUGUCCCAAGUAACUUUGUACCCAGAAAAAAACAGCUGUUCAAUAAAUGUUUAUUGAAUUCAUAAGUU